AUGACUAGCCACGAAGCCAACCAUUUUAGUGUUUGCCGUGCAUGGCUCUAUGACUGUAAUAGCGUUAGCACAUGUUCAUUCCAUAUUGUAACAUCUUCAGAAUUCCUCGGGACCUGGGGACAGUUUGGUACCCUCGACCUUCCGGUCUCUGCACACUGUGUAUCAGAAGCACCAACAACAUGGAAGAACGCAAGCAAAACACAUACCCUUGCAACACCAGAUAUACAUUACAACGAGCAGAAUCUUUCAAUCAAUAUUGACUUUGAAUUGGACAAUAAAGCAGUUUGGAUAGGAUAUUUCAAGGCGCUAACAGCAUUUGAAUAUUUUGGAUGUAUGAGAGAGGAAAUGGGCAGCGGUUUAAAAUCAUUUGAAUUAAGAAAUAAUGCACCAGGACUUUGCUUUUCUGCAUGUGGAAAACAAGUGUUAGUUGGUCUUCGAGGAAGAAUGUGUUAUUGUUUCGAGAAUGAAACCUUUGAUAACCAUCACUUGCCAUAUUGCGACACGGCGUGUGAAGCUGAUGUUGGAUUCUUGUGUGGAGGACAUGAACAUGUAUCCUUAUACAAGGUCAAUAAAGAAGGUAGUGCAGAAAUAAAUAUUAUGUAA
Mercenaria mercenaria is the source of this 603-nucleotide messenger RNA. RefSeq lists its product as uncharacterized. The transcript has 5 exons. Bases 1 to 603 code for a protein of 200 amino acids. The record is from RefSeq and is a predicted model, not a curated record. Lineage: Eukaryota; Metazoa; Mollusca; Bivalvia; Venerida; Veneridae.